AUGGCAGCCCUGGUCGUGCUACAAGCAGCCCAAUUGGGAUUCAUCACGCCUAUAGGCGUUGUGAACACCUUGGAGGCGGGAUCGCAGGUCAACGUCAGCUGGACAUCGCCAUGGCCCUUGACAACAUUGCAGUUGUGGCGAGGCCCAAGUGCCGACGAUGGUAGCUACACGGUCGACAUCCUCGGAGAGAACCUGCCUCCUACCACGAACUCGUAUCCGUGGAUGGCUCCAGGUGCAGAGUCGGAGGCCAACCAGUUCAGUCCUGAGGUCUACUUCAGGCUGCAGAAGAGUGAUCUUCCAAACGAGUGCGAGCAAUGUGUGGCAAGCAGCCCAGUCUUCACUGUAGCGGCAGCUGGAGCCGCGGCAGCACCAGCAGCUGUACCUUCGGCGUCUGAUGAUGCUACGCCUUCUGCGACCAGCGGAGCUGAGACAUCGGCAGCAGAGGAAAGCACAGCAGCAACGACAGCAGCAGCCAUGGCCUCAGAAACAGCCCCCAGCACGACCACCGAAGAAUCGGCCAGCAUGACUACCGAGGAGCCAUCGAGCGUGACCAUGGAAGCCGCGAGCACCACGACAGAGGCAACAGAAUCGGACAUGACCUCAGCAGCUGCAGAGACGACUGCAACCGAGAUGUCUGCAAGUGCAGCAGAAUCGUCGGGCAUGACCACGAUGGUUAACCCAAGCAUCAUCGAAUCCUCACCCGAUGCUACGGCCGCGUCGGAACCGUUCGUCUUCACGCCAGUUUCGAUGUCUCAAUUCGAUCGCGCAACAGAACUUGGUCUGGGUAUUGGUCUCGGUCUUGGCAUACCCAUCCUCCUCGUCGUUAUGGGUCUCGUGGUUCUGUUGCUACACCGACGCGAGCGAAGGAGGGUUCAAGAGGAGCAAUUCGAAGGCAUCUUUCACGCACAAACACGAUGA
Cercospora beticola is the source of this 918-nucleotide messenger RNA. RefSeq lists its product as uncharacterized. NCBI's taxonomy places the organism in Eukaryota, Fungi, Ascomycota, Dothideomycetes, Mycosphaerellales, Mycosphaerellaceae. The record is from RefSeq and is a predicted model, not a curated record.